Somion occarium is the source of this 1795-nucleotide messenger RNA. NCBI's taxonomy places the organism in Eukaryota, Fungi, Basidiomycota, Agaricomycetes, Polyporales, Cerrenaceae. The record is from the annotation of a GenBank genome assembly.
AACUCUCUUCAGAACUUCCACACCCGGCUAAACUCGCUCUUUCAUGUCCUGUGGUUUCCACAGCCAUGCUUCAAAAUAUGGACUACACAUUCAAGUCUACUCUAGACCAAACUCAGCAGAGUCUUGUGGACUCGAUACUCAAAGACCUUAAAAUAUGCAGUCGAAGGCUACAAACGGCGUUUCACUCCCAGCAGGUCGAUUUACAGGUUUUGGAGCGAUUGUACUACAAGGGCAACAACCAACACCGCUCAGCUCUAUUUUGGAGACGGAUAGAGGAAAUCAGAAGAUAUACCCCCCGACUCACGGAUCAACGAACUCAAACUGUUGUGGAUGAACUUAGACUGUCGUUCUGGGGCCCUGUGAAUGAACGCACGUCUAAGUCUCUCAAAGGCGCAUGGACACAUGUCCCGAAUCCCUCGUCCGUGCAAUCCGUUCUGGAUCGACUUGUGCUGGUUCACAGACUAAUCACCAAAAUGCAUGGAAGCCUUAGCAGAACCUACCGCCACCUGAACUUGAACUUCCAAACAGGAGCGUUCUUGCAAUUGAUACUCACACUGAGUGCGAUCACGGCGCGCCUCGCCACUCUCUCGGAUGAAUUGCUUUCCUCAAUAGAAGUAACGUGGAACGCCUGUCACCGACUUUUAUGUCUACUGGAUCCUGAAAAGGCCAAAAAGCUACGUCCAUUGGCCAAGGAUCGUCAUAGGGAUAAUUCCGCCGUGUCUUCCAGACGCGUUCAGGAAUCCGCUCGGUCAGGUGCCAGCGUAUCUCUAGUUGCGGAUGUAUUUGAAGACGAUGUUGGAAGCUCUAUCACUCGUACUUCUUUACAUACACAAGUUGCCAAGGAGCAGUCUCCACCAAGACCGAUUUCUUCGGAGGGGCCGAUCCAUAACGACGACGAAGUGGUGGAAAUUGAAACAUCUAUUGAUCUGAGUCUGGAACAUCGCAAGCAAAAUAUAUUACAGGUUAACGCAGCUGGCGUUGUGCGCAAGACCAUUAAUCGUGAUUCCACGCAAUACUCUGAGUCAAUAUCCACGGGUCCCAGCAAGCACAAACGGUCUCAAUUGUCACAAACGGAUUCCAAGAAACCUGAUAAGAAAAGCAAGAAGAAACGCGACGAAAUAGACGACAUCUUUGGCUUUUGACCCACUUCCCACUCGCUCGGGUCCGAGCUUCUCCCGCGCUUCAUAGGUCCCUCCGGGGUGUUGGGGUAGUUUCAAUUAUUCCAUGGUGGCAGUCCAACGUCGCUCUUUAUUCAUUCGUGGUUCACAAGUGACCUUGAACGUGCAGGAGGCAUUUAGUCGUGGAAGGCUCAUGUGUCACUUCCUAUAGUCAGCCUCCGCACCAUGUAGCGGGCAAUUCAGCGAAGUAAUUGACCGUGAGAUGGAUAUUCGUCUUCCGGUGUCGUCUACAUCAUGCACCCGGAGUCUGGGAGCCGACGCCUUGGCACACGGAAAAGUACGAUCGGGCGUCGCUGUUGCUGACUUAGGCUCGGCUACGCUGGAGAUCAUUUUGUUCCCAUAUGCCGCAAUGGUAUCAUUGCUAAAUGCGCGGGCUGCGGCGCCUUUGGAUGGCUUUCUGGAGGAUAGGUGGGCAGUUAGAGUUUUCGGAGAAAGAGCGGUGGACAGUUGAUACUUCCCAUGCAUGGUGUGCGACAUGGCGAAGAGUGCAAUGAUUCGUUUCACAUCAGGUGCAACCGUGUUUCUAUGGAUCGUCUGUGAAGAACUCGACCUGCGCGCUCAAUUAUGAAGUAGCUAAACCUCAAGGUCCUUCGAAAAUAUCAAAAUUCUUAUUCAAC